Molecule: messenger RNA, 2178 nt
Organism: Plectropomus leopardus (leopard coralgrouper)
Lineage: Eukaryota; Metazoa; Chordata; Actinopteri; Perciformes; Serranidae
Gene: lrrc47
Product: leucine rich repeat containing 47
Biological process (GO): phenylalanyl-tRNA aminoacylation
Molecular function (GO): protein binding; phenylalanine-tRNA ligase activity; RNA binding
Source: RefSeq, a predicted model, not a curated record
GUUGGUGUGUAGCAGUAUGGGUGACAUGGAGGAAUGGCCAGAAAUAGAGAAAGCAGCGACAGAGAAGAGACGUGAGUUGGUUUUCCAGGGUCCAGCUGUCGACAAGAGAAUUUCCUCUAACGGGGGACUCGCCUCUGCUCUCUACUCCCUCACCCUGCUGAAUUAUCUGGAAGUUAGCCAGUGCCCGAGUUUGACAGAGAUCCACGAGGACAUCCAACAUCUGACAAACCUCCAAAGCCUCAUCCUGUGCAGGAACAAGCUCGCCUCCAUCCCAGAUGUUUUCGGUAGCCUGAAGUCCCUGAAGGUCCUGGACCUUUCAGUCAACAACCUCAGUGUGUUACCAGAAGGAAUCACUCAGUUAAAGGAGCUAAACACUCUAAAUGUGAGCUGUAACAGCCUGGAGGUCCUACCAGAGGGGCUGAGCCAGUGCACCAAGCUCUCCACCAUCAACAUCUCCAAGAAUCUCAUCACCUGUUUCCCUGCCGAUUUCUACUCCGAGAGGCUGGAUCUCCUCAGCACACUGGUCGCCUCUGACAACUCUAUUGAGCAGCUGAGUGGAGAUGUGCACAAGCUAGCUGCCUUAAAGGUGCUCGAUCUCUCUAACAACAAGCUGAGAGAGAUCCCGUCUGAUCUGAGCGACUGCCCCAAGCUAAAGGACAUCAACUUCAAAGGUAACAAGUUAAGCGACAAACGUCUGGAGAAGAUGGUCAACGGCUGCCAGACUAAGUCCAUCCUCGACUACCUCAGAGGAAAAGGAAAAGCAAAAGGAGAGGACGGAGGUGAUGCAGAUGGGGGUCGCAAGGCAGACAAAGGGAAAAGACAGCAGAGGAAGAAGAAGGAGAAGGUAGCGGAGGAUGAAGUGGAGGAUCUGAACAAGAUGGUGGUGAGGGUCCUCCACAUUUCGGACACUUCUACAGCACCCAAAGUCACAGUGAGUGCAGAGGUGAAAGAUGUUCGACCAUACUUGGUGUGCUGCGUGGUCAGAGGCAUGAACCUCAAGCCUGGGAAUGCUCUCAAACGUUUCCUGAUGGCUCAGACAAAGCUUCACGAUGAAUUGUGUGGUAAAAGGACCACAGCAACCAUUGCAACCCAUGAUGUGCAGCUUCUCAAAGCUCCCCUAAUUUAUGAUGUCAAACCCCCGACUCAGCUGAAGGUUGUGCCACUGGGUCGGAAGGAGAUGACGGCUGUCGAGCUGAUAAGACACCUUCAGCUGGAGGCUGACGAGCUGAGGAAGCAGAAGAAGAGGCAGAACGUCACUGGCCUCCACAAAUACCUGCAGCUUCUACAGGGUAAAACAAUGUAUCCCUGCCUCGUGGAUGCAGAGGGACAUGUAAUAUCUUUCCCACCUAUUACCAACAGUGAGAAAACCAAGAUCAAGAAGACAACCAAAGAAUUGUUCUUGGAGGUGACGAGUGCAGUCAGCCUGCAGACCUGUAAAGACGUUAUGGACGCUCUGAUUGUGAAAAUGGCAGAGCUAAACAAGUUUACUGCGGAGCAUAGGGAGGAGGCGGGGUCGGACGGGGAAGGGGACGGUCCACAAGAGCCUGCUGGUGAGAUCUCCAGUGAACUCAUUGUCCAGCAGGUCCGCACAGUGGACCAGGACGGUAACCUGAAGGUCGUCUACCCAUCAAAGACCGACCUCUCCAAUGACAUCAGCAACUUGACCGUCAUUUGGUAGCCGUGCUAUAAAUAACCCCUGAUGUUUACACUCAUUCACACGCUACAUGAAGUAAUUGUAACAGAUUAACGUUGUGGGACAUUAAGGCUAAGGUUUGACAAUGGCAACAAAAUUAAAUCAUUUUACUUCAGGGAGCACGGGAAAUCUGAUCCUUUAACAUUUUUUUCAUGAUUGUGUUGCCUGUUGAAGAAUGUUAACAUUUCUGAUUAAUGCACAGGUUUUUGGACGGCAUGUGGUAAAAUGUUUAAAAAAUAAUAAUUUUGCAGAAAAACCAUUAGAAUGACAAACCAUAUGUCCAAAUAUCCUUAUUUUUCUAUUAUUUACAAAUUAAAGAAAAUUGUCCGUUGGUAAAAAUAAUUUUGCUCAAUUUAUAUUUUAACUUGGACUUGUCUGGAGAACUGAAACAUUUCUGUGACUAUUUAUCAACUUAAUGAUCCCUUUAACCUGCAUCAAAUAACAUCUGCCUUAGACUAAAUAAAAGAUACUCCUGUUUUCAGUCA